CUUAGUUUGUGAGAGAAGUGCACAAGUUUAUCGAACGUGAAAAAAAAAAUUGCGAACGAGAAGAAAGAAAAAAACUCUGCUUUACUGCUAGUGAAACAGGAAAUACACGUUUACUAAGGUCUCCAAUGUUACUGAGACACACUUUUUCAGUAAUCACUCAACCCACAAAAUAAGGGACUAUGUAGAAGAGACGAGUCUCUCUCUAAGGGAUAUACUACCCCUAAGGCCGAAGCACUACGACAAAAAUCGGGCUCCAAAAUAUAAUGGGCAACCUACUAUUGUAUAUUUCCAUGUAACUGUUUUAUCUUUAGACUCUAUAAAUGAAGAAUCAAUGACAUAUGUGACAGAUAUUUUUUUAGCACAAAGUUGGCGGGAUCCAAGAUUAAGGCUUCCAGAAAAUAUGAGCGAAGAAUAUAGAAUUCUGGACGUAGAAUGGCUUCAUAGUAUCUGGAGACCUGACUGUUUUUUUAAGAACGCUAAGAGUGUGACUUUUCAUGAAAUGACUAUACCAAAUCACUAUUUAUGGUUGUAUCAUGAUAAAACUCUACUUUAUAUGUCAAAACUAACCUUAGUAUUAUCUUGUGCUAUGAAAUUUGAAUCAUAUCCACAUGAUACGCAAAUUUGCACAAUGAUGAUUGAAAGCUUAUCUCAUACUGACCACGAUCUAGUCUUUAUUUGGAAUAUGACCGAUCCAUUAGUGGUAAAUCCUGAAAUAGAGCUUCCUCAACUUGAUAUUUCUAACAAUUUUACCACAGAUUGUACUAUUGAAUAUUCCACAGGAAAUUUUACAUGCCUGGCAGUAGUUUUUAACUUAAGGCGCCGAUUAGGAUACCAUUUGUUCCAUACAUACAUACCAUCUGCCCUUAUAGUUGUAAUGUCCUGGAUAUCGUUUUGGAUCAAGCCAGAAGCAAUACCUGCUAGGGUUACUCUUGGCGUUACAUCUCUUUUGACGUUAGACGCAUUUUUAGCAACACAGAAUACGCAGUCCCAGCAGUCAUUACCACCUGUCUCUUAUGUAAAAGCAAUUGAUGUUUGGAUGUCCAGCUGUUCAGUUUUUGUUUUUAUGUCUCUUAUGGAAUUUGCUGUAGUCAAUAAUUAUAUGGGACCUGUAGCUACAAAGGCUAUGAAAGGAUAUUCGGAUGAAGACAUACCUUCGGAUAUUAAUGAUUAUAGAGGUAUUGAAAGACCAAGAUUUAGUACAGUUAGCCAACCCCAGUAUCCAACAUUUUGUAAUGGACGAAGUAUAGCUCUAUGCAUCGAUCAAUUUUCCCGUUUCUUUUUUCCCUUCUCAUUUUUAAUUUUGAAUAUUGUUUAUUGGUCUACCUUUCUAUGACAACGAGAUUUCAUAUUGUAUUAGGCACAACUAAUUUUACUGCAUUAGAUUUAAGUCUUAGAUGGUGUUCUUGAAUUUCGCCUAAUAUUAUAGUAGAGGUGUAACUCUUUUAUUAUAUUUAAAGAUUAUUAACUUAUAUAAAAUCGACAAAACCUUAAUGAUAAUUAUAAGAUUAAGAAUAAUAAACUUUGUUCUAAAUGUUAA
This is a messenger RNA of Anthonomus grandis grandis, 1537 nucleotides long. It is a transcript of the gene HisCl1, whose product is annotated as glycine receptor subunit alpha-4. Gene Ontology annotation, cellular component: membrane; neuron projection; synapse. Gene Ontology annotation, biological process: chloride transmembrane transport; regulation of membrane potential; nervous system process. The record is from RefSeq and is a predicted model, not a curated record. The transcript is spliced from 8 exons. Lineage: Eukaryota; Metazoa; Arthropoda; Insecta; Coleoptera; Curculionidae. The coding region runs from base 332 to 1333 and encodes 333 amino acids. Gene Ontology annotation, molecular function: extracellular ligand-gated monoatomic ion channel activity; neurotransmitter receptor activity; transmembrane signaling receptor activity.